Messenger RNA from Photinus pyralis (common eastern firefly), 531 nucleotides. RefSeq names its product NADH dehydrogenase [ubiquinone] 1 beta subcomplex subunit 7 (gene ND-B18). The transcript is spliced from 3 exons. Gene Ontology annotation, cellular component: mitochondrion. Bases 71 to 448 code for a protein of 125 amino acids. Lineage: Eukaryota; Metazoa; Arthropoda; Insecta; Coleoptera; Lampyridae. The record is from RefSeq and is a predicted model, not a curated record.
GCUGGGACGUAGACUGUCAGAAAAAGUUUGACAGUCGAAAAAUAAAUAAGGAUAUAAUUUUUUCCAAAAUAUGGGAACUGCUUUUAGUAAUCUUCCAGAAAAUGGAUUUAACAGAUAUUUUCAUCCGGAAGUAACUCCCGGACCAUCCGUAAAACCCACGUUCGAUCCCGCUGACGGGUUUCAGGGUAAAAGAAAAGAAAGAGUAAUGAUUGCCACCGAGGAAGAAAUGCGCUCCGCAAAGUUGCCAUUAAAAGAUCGCGACUAUUGCGCUCAUAAACUGAUUCAAUACCGAACGUGUUAUCGAGACAAGUUUCCUUUUGUGGUACGGUGCGGGCACGAGAAACACGACUAUUUAAACUGCCAAUAUGAUGAUUUUGUUCUGAGAAUGAAGGAGUACGAGCGUGAGAGACGGUUACUAGUGAAAACACAUAGAACCAACGUAAUGUAGUUGUCAAAAAAUCAUGCGUUUGUAGAACUGUAAAUAUUUAAUGAAAAUGCAAAUUACAGAAUUAGAAAUGUAACAAAACUUGA